Molecule: messenger RNA, 3830 nt
Organism: Puntigrus tetrazona (Sumatra barb)
Lineage: Eukaryota; Metazoa; Chordata; Actinopteri; Cypriniformes; Cyprinidae
Product: lissencephaly-1 homolog A-like
Exons: 9
Coding region: 1-1131 (376 amino acids)
Molecular function (GO): protein binding
Source: RefSeq, a predicted model, not a curated record
AUGGCUGAUAGGACUGAAUUGGAUAAAGAAGUAUGCGGUCUACUGGAAAAGAAAUGGACUUCAGUCAUCAGAUUACAGAAAAAGGUGAUGGAAUUAGAAUCAAAACUGAAUGAGGCAAAAGAAGAGAUUACUUUAGGUGGACCAGUUGGACAGAAGCGAGACCCCAAAGAAUGGAUUCCCCGUCCUCCUGAGAGAUACGCCCUGAGCGGUCACAGGAGUCCUGUCACCAGAGUCAUUUUCCAUCCUGUUUUCAGCGUCAUAGUUUCUGCCUCAGAGGGCGCUUACGAUAAAGGUGAGGUAUGGGACUAUGAAACGGGCGACUUUGAGCGGACCCUAAAGGGCCACACAGACUCUGUGCAGGACAUCUCCUUUGAUCAUACUGGAAAGCUGCUAGCCUCCUGUUCAGCGGACAUGACCAUUAAGCUGUGGGACUUCCAGGGCUUCGAGUGUAUCAGGACAAUGCACGGGCAUGACCAUAAUGUUUCAUCUGUAGCUAUUAUGCCCAAUGGAGAUCAUAUAGUUUCUGCCUCAAGAGAUAAAACCAUUAAAAUGUGGGAGGUGGCCACUGGGUACUGUGUCAAAACAUUCACCGGUCACAGAGAGUGGGUUCGCAUGGUGCGGCCCAACCAAGACGGGACCCUGAUCGCUAGUAGUUCUAAUGACCAGACGGUGCGUGUUUGGGUGGUGGCCACAAAAGAAUGCAAGGCAGAGCUACGUGAGCAUGAGCAUGUUGUGGAGUGCAUUUCUUGGGCCCCUGAAAGCGCCCAUCCUACCAUCCUUGAGGCAACUGGCUCAGAGACCAAGAAGAGCGGGAAACCUGGUCCUUUCCUGUUGUCUGGUUCCAGAGACAAGACUAUCAAGAUGUGGGAUGUGAGCACUGGCAUGUGCCUUAUGACACUGGUUGGCCACGAUAACUGGGUCCGUGGGGUUCUUGUGCACCCUGGAGGAAAGUUCAUCGUGAGCUGUGCUGAUGACAAGACUUUGAGGAUCUGGGACUACAAAAACAAGCGCUGCAUGAAGACCUUGAGUGCCCAUGAACAUUUUGUCACCUCUCUGGAUUUCCACAAAUCGGCUCCAUACGUCGUCACCGGGAGCGUAGAUCAAACAGUAAAAGUGUGGGAGUGUCGCUGAUCGUACCCACAGGACCCUUCACAACACCUACAUGCUCCCCUCCACCCCACCCCCCGGACCCAUUCCACUUCCUCCUCAGCUUCCUCCUGCUCUUCUGGAUGCACUUGAACACCACGGUUAUCACCCACCAAGCUCCGGUUCAAUAACAUGUCCUUUUAUGUAAAUUAUUCUGGAUGUAGAUCGAGCUAUUAAAUGGAGAAAAAAAAAAAAAAGUAUUCUUGCAUGGUGAAUCCAAAACUGUAUACUGUAAAUUUACAUAAUGUUGUCUAGAAGUACCAUAGGUUUAACACAGGCUGAUCUUUCACUCAGCCUGACCUACCGAAGGCAGAAGCUGACUGGGUUAAAUGUAGGGCACUAAACUGAUAAUUUAAUGACAGUGUCUGAUUUAUUUUGUCUAUAAUUUUUUUUUUAAUUAUAUUUAGUUUUUUUUCCCCCACUGUCUUAGUCUGUUUGUGCCUAGCUUGGAGACCUUUUUAAGGGGCAAAGGCUACAGAACGAACCUAUAAUGCUGAGGUGGAGAGUUGAUCUGAUUGUCUAUGGGGCUUGUUAUCGAAGUUAUUCUGUAGCUUUGUUACAUCACUUCUGGAGUGUACUUAUCAUUCUCUUCUUGUGGAUUUAGAUAACAUUUAAUGGUUGCAUCUAAGAACGUUUCAUGUGUUUUGUCUGGAAACCUUUGGGAAUAAAUCUUUGUACGCUUGUCAUGACAUGUCCUACUGAGAAGUACAAUCCCAGAGAGAUGACUUUACACUGUAAGAGAGAAUUGUGCUUAAUUAUAGGAGUGAUUUUUGUAUGAAACUCCCGCAUCCAAAAAGCCAUGCUGCAUAGUGGGCGGCAAGAGUGUUUUUUGUUUUUGUUUGUUUUGAUUUUUUUUUUUUUUGCCCUGAAUCAAAGAUAGCUUUAGUGAAGAUUUUGAUUUUUGACCUCGGUGGUCAGUUGAGUCUGUCUACUCAGGAGCACUUCAAACUUACAAGCACCGUAAACUUUGCCUCUACGAAGCACUUGAUUUGACCCUCAACGUUUGUUGUUUGCAUUCAGAUGAAGGCGUCCUAAUUCUUCCUUUUGUUGUUUAAUGAUCCCGUUGCCCCUAUGGCAGUUACGCUGAGAUUUGAUUCACUAAAGACAUGCAGAAAUCACAACCCUCAGUUUGGACCUAAAGUGCAAAGCAUGACAAGGGCUCAAAGUUUCCUCUCAUCAGGGGGAUGUGCAAAAAUCUGUCCUAAAAGAAUGGGUGCAAAGAUUUCCAUGGUGAAAAAAAUGGAACGAUGGGCUACGCUCGAUCUUAUAAAAUACCUGUGAGUUGUGGAGCUACAAACUAAUGAUCUGCUUGUCCUCUCUGAGAAGAGUCCUGAUGGUGACUCCUAUUGUAAAGGGAUCUUCAUACUGUGGACCAUAGCUGAAUAUCCCUAAAAUAACCACAGGUGCUCAAGCCAUUACUUUAGUGUGACGAGUGGCACAUUCUCUGCUAUAGCUCUUAAUAAAUGUACAAAUGAAUACACAAUGGGGAAAAGAUUUGAUAUAUAAUCCUACACAUGGAGAUAAACCAUUCCAUAUCUUUUAAGGAGAAAAUAUGCCUUUGUGCGAAGACAAAAGAAAUUGAAUUUAAUUGCACAUCCCUGCUAUUGUUAGAUCUUCGGUCACAUCGGACUGAAGGUUUUAAGUGAUGUAAGGCUUCAAAAUGCAUAAACGGAUAUCAUUUUAAUUAGCCUUUUCAUUCCAAUGCAAUUAUAUAAUAAAGAAUUCACUGCUUAACCAUGCUAUUAUCAAGCAAUUUCCUGUUGUGUGUGUACUGGAUGUACCUACUGCUGCUGAAAAUCUGAUAGUGACUAGUCUGAGAUCUGUACCUGUCCACAUAGCACUGCUGCAUGUAACCGUACUGAAGAUUGAGCUGUCUGGUGGGGAGCAAUUGGCCGUGCUUGAUGUCCAAAGUGUCAUCUUUUAGAAAAUACGCUGCGCCAUGAUUGGUUGAUGGAGCUAGACACCCUACCAGAUAGGUCAGCUGGCAUGCUAACCGUGGGCCGCUCAGUACAUGGUUGUAGAGGCCGAUCUGUGUGUGCUUGUAUGAACGAAGAUGACUUUGUUUCGCUAUGGGAUUGUGGCAGACUGAGCAACCCAAGGGAGAAGUGCCCAUAACAAGAAAAAGCACCAAUGAUGCCUCCUUUAGUUUCUUGAUUUAGAUGCUCUUGAAUGCUCACAGAAAUAGAUUUAAAUGUACUGGAGCUGUAAACCUAAACCAAAAAAGUGGGUAAUCUUAAGUUAUGCUUAAUCUCAUCAUUUGUAAUUUAAACGCGUAUUUAGUGCAUUGUCCAGAGUUUAUUACCCUUCACGAGCAGCGCUACUCCCUUAUGAUUGGCUUUCCUCCAAACCUUAAAAAAAAAGGUCUUUCUUGGUUUGACAAUGAUGGUGUCCUGUUUUAUGUGUCCAGAGGAGAGAGUUUGCCAUUCGCAGGUCCCAAGCAAUCCCACUGCUGCACACGCUGGAUGGGUUCUUGUACAGACAGACUCGUGGAGGUCCUGUCUGUAGGUCCAUCCUCCAGCCACAGAUCUAUCAUCAGCUGUUUCUUUGUGAAUAGAUUGGAGGCUUCAGACUUCACAGCUUGAAUGGGACUCUUUGCUUUUUAUGGUAUCACUGUUCACACAGCCAAUUGUUAACAAUAUAUCUGGAUGUUAUUGUUUGCAACAUAAUUAAAGAAAAAAUAUGAA